UCUCUGCCCAAAGCCUCUUGUCUGUGUGCUACUUCUCUUUCUCCAUUACCAUUGCUGCCACUCUACUAAGAGAGAGAGAGAGAGAGAGAGAGAGAAAUGCAGCACAUCACAUAACCUAAAAUCCUCAACAAAACCCCAUUCCUUAAUUAGUAAACUGCAUUAUCUCUCUCUACUUUAGAGUAGAGAGAUUCCGAUUCAAGUUCAAGUGAAGGUUUUUGAGUUUUGACCCAAAAAUAAAGUACCUUUGGCUCUUGCCAGCCAAAGCCAGAGUUCGAGGGCAUUAAAAUAGGCAACUUCUGCAGAACCACCACCACCACCCCAUUUUUUGAGCAUAGCAAAAGACACAGACACGAACCAACCUUUACUCGUUUCCCUCACUCAACCAAACUGAUCCCAUCAGAACAAAAAGAGAAGAUGGGUUGCUGCCACUCCAAAAUAGAGAGGGAAGAAACGGUGUCGCGUUGCAAAGCCAGAAAGCGUUACAUGAAGCAGUUCGUGCAAGCAAGACACGCUUUUUCCGCUGCACAUGUUAUGUACAUUCGCUCGCUCCGCGCCACUGGCUCUGCACUCUUUCAGUUCGCAAAUGCCGAAACCACCGUCCUCCAUCACCACCACCUUCCGCCGCGCCCUCAGCCCAUCCCCCCGCCACCGCCGCCACGAACACCCACUCCCAUGCCGCCGCCACCUCCUCCUCCGAUGAGUCCUAGUUCCUACACGUGGACUUCGGACACAACCUCCUCCCCCGCCCUUCCGCCGCCGCCGCCGCCGCCGCCUCCUCCUCCGGUGUCUUCCUCCACCUGGGACUUCUGGGACCCGUUCAUGACGGCGGCGACAGCGGUGGCUUCACGGUCGGUGACGGAGGAGGAGUGGGAGGCGACGACCACCACAGGGUCAGAGGUGGUGGUGAUGGCGGCGGCGAGUGUGACGGCGCCGCCGUCUGCGGUGAGCGGGUUUUCCAAGGAGACACCUAGUGAGCUUGCAAUGGUGGUGUCGAGGAACAGUACCAAGGAUCUUGUUGAAGUUAUCAAGGAGCUUGAUGACUAUUUUCUCAAAGCUGCUGAUGCUGGUUCUCAUGUUUCUUUGCUCCUUGAAGUUCCAAAGUCUGGAUUUUCUGAUAACAGUAAAGCAUGUAAAGUGCACAGCUAUGGGUGGAGUUUGAGUCCGUCCUUGUGGGCUUGGGGUUCGAGUCCAAAGCUGAAUGGGUUUGGCAAGCUGGCUGAGGGAACUCCUGUUUCUGUUGGUGGUACUUUUGGGGUUAAUGGAGUUGGAAGUGUUGGGCACUGUUCCACUGUGGAGAGGUUACAUGCAUGGGAGAAGAAAUUGUACCAAGAGGUCAAGAAUGCUAAGACUACAAAGAUGGAGCAUGAGAAGAAGCUGGCACUCCUAAGGAAGGUGGAGAUGAAGAGAGCAGACUAUGUGAAGACAGAGAAGACAAAGAAAGAAGUGGAGAAAUUAGAGUCACAAAUGAUGGUAGCUUCUCAGGCCAUUGAUAGUACAUCUUCUGAAAUCAUCAAAUUAAGGGAGGUAGAGCUCUACCCUCAACUAAUUGAGCUUGUAAAAGGAUUAAUGUGCAUGUGGAGAAGCAUGUAUGAGUGUCACCAAGUCCAAAAGCACAUAGUUCAGCAGCUAGAGUACCUCAACACCAUACCAUCAAAAAACCCUACAUCUGAGAUUCACAGGCAAUCAACUCUUCAGCUGGAGCUUGAAGUACAGCAGUGGCACCAAUCCUUCUGCAACCUCUUCAAGGCCCACCGCGAUUACAUCCAAUCCCUCACAGGUUGGCUAAGGCUCACCCUUUUCCAGUUCAGCAAAACCCCUCUAAACCGAACCCCCGAGGAGUCUAAGAUAUACACCCUUUGUGAAGAAUGGCACCUCGCCGUCGACCGCAUUCCGGACAAGGUAGCAUCCGAAGGAAUAAAAAGCUUGUUGACAGUUAUUCAUGCCAUUGUACUGCAACAGGCAGAGGAGCAGAAACAGAAGAAGAAGUCAGAUUCCGCAUUCAAAGAGCUCGAGAAGAAGGUGGUUCAGCUGCGGUCCUUGGAGUGCAAGUAUGGUCCAUACUCCAUGCCAGAAUCAUCUGGUAGCUUGAGAACCAGGGACCCGGUCACCGAGAAGCGCGCUAAGGUGGAUGCCUUGAGAGCAAAGGCAGAGGAAGAGAAGAGCAAAUACGACAAGUCAGUGAGUGUAACGAGGGCAAUGACACUGAACAACUUGCAAAUGGGUUGCCCUCAUGUGUUUCAAGGGAUUGUGGGGUUUUCAAGUGUGUGCAUGGAGGUUUUUGAGUCUGUAUACAACAAAGCCAAAGCUGCUGAACAGGAGCAUGACGUGAAGAGAAUAUUACCGUAAGGGAGAGAAUUCAAGUUGAUAUGUUAUGUAUAGAUGAAUAUGAUGAUCAUCACCCUUGCCCAUAUCCUUAGAUUGCAUUUACACCUACCAAUAUCAUGAAUCAUGAUAUAAUAUACUUCUCCUAAACCCACUCUUAUGUGGAGGCCAGUGGGAGAGUGCAAUCUAAUUCACCGUUUUUUUUGGGCAAGUUUUGGUGUAGAAUCUUUAUCCGUAAGCACUUAUCAUGGGUUUCACUUGAAUUGGUUUCUUUAUGUACUGUUAAUAUAAUUAAUUCUAUAUAGUGGAGAAAAUUUGAUGAUUA
Messenger RNA from Glycine soja, 2647 nucleotides. RefSeq names its product nitrate regulatory gene2 protein-like. Bases 415 to 2346 code for a protein of 643 amino acids. The transcript has 4 exons. The record is from RefSeq and is a predicted model, not a curated record. Lineage: Eukaryota; Viridiplantae; Streptophyta; Magnoliopsida; Fabales; Fabaceae.